Molecule: messenger RNA, 1866 nt
Organism: Vanderwaltozyma polyspora DSM 70294
Lineage: Eukaryota; Fungi; Ascomycota; Saccharomycetes; Saccharomycetales; Saccharomycetaceae
Gene: TPO2
Product: spermine transporter
Exons: 1
Coding region: 1-1866 (621 amino acids)
Biological process (GO): transmembrane transport; spermine transport
Cellular component (GO): fungal-type vacuole membrane
Molecular function (GO): spermine transmembrane transporter activity
Source: RefSeq, a predicted model, not a curated record
AUGGCAAGUGAAAUGGAAGAUAUACAAUCAUACAACUCAAGUAGUAGUUCUAUAGCGGACUUAGAGGAUCAUCAACAACCUCAACAAUAUAUGCCUUCAGAAUCAAAUGAACUGAAUUCAAAUCCAUUAAAAUUAUCUAGAACAGAGACUGUCAAGUCUCUUCAAGAUAUGGGUAUGACUUCAGAAGCUCCAAUUCCUGGUGUCAAUGCUCCACAGACUUCAAGGGUUCAAAUUUUCCCAGAAGAAUAUACCAUGGAAACACCAACAGGUUUAGUUCCAGUUGCUACUUUACAAUCUUUAGGUAGAUCAUCAUUAGCUGUCACUCGUACAAGAACUAGACAAAUGGACCGUCAAUCACAAACCAAUGCUUCCAUUUCAGGUUCUAAUUCUGAAAGUGAUGAAUAUCAAAAAGAAACAGAAAAAUCAGGCUCUUCAGGUGAAGAAAACGACCUAGAUCCAGAUAUCGAAUUCGUUACUUUUGUCACUAACGAUCCUGAUAAUCCACAUAACUGGCCAUUAUGGUUACGUUGGGUAUACACAGUAAUUUUAUCCAUUUUGGUUAUCUGUGUCGCUUAUGGUUCUGCAUGUAUCACUGGUGGUUUAGGUCUUGUCUCUGAAAAGUUCCAUGUUGGUAGUGAAGUUGCUAUCUUAUCCGUUUCUUUAAUGGUUUUGGGUUUCUCUUUUGGUCCAUUACUUUGGUCACCUGUCAGUGAUUUGUUCGGCAGAAGAGUAGCCUACUUUGUAUCGAUGGGUUUAUACGUCAUCUUUAACAUUCCUUGUGCUGUUUCCAAGAACGUCCAAACUUUAAUGAUCUGUAGAUUCUUCUGCGGUGUUUGGUCUUCAUCUGGUUUAUGUUUAGUCGGUGGUUCAAUUGCUGAUAUGUUCCCAAGUGAAACUAGAGGUAGAGCUAUUGCUUUCUUUGCUUAUGCCCCAUACUGUGGUCCUGUUUUUGGUCCAUUAGUCAAUGGUUUCAUUUCUGUCUCUACUGGUCGUAUGGAUUUGAUUUUCUGGGUUAACAUGGCUUUUGCCGGUGUUAUGUGGCUUGUCGUUGCUUUGAUUCCAGAAACCUUUGCUCCAGUCAUCUUAAAGAGAAGAGCUGCUAAAUUGAGAAAAGAAACCGGUAAUCCAAAGAUCAUGACUGAACAAGAAGCUCAAGGUAUCUCUGUCAAGGAAUUGAUGAAGUCUUGUUGUGUUAGACCAUUAUACUUUGCUGUUACUGAACCAGUCUUAGUUUUAGUUUGUUUCUACGUUUGUUUGAUUUACGCUUUAUUGUAUGCUUUCUUCUUUGCUUUCCCAGUCAUUUUCGGUGAAUUGUACGGUUACAGAGAUAACUUGGUCGGUUUAAUGUUUAUUCCAAUUUUAAUUGGUGCAUCCAUGGCUUUAGCUACAACAUUCUACUGUGAAAACAAAUAUUUGGCUAUCACUAAGAGACGUAAACCAACUCCAGAAGAUCGUUUGUUAGGUGCUAUGAUCGGUGCUCCAUUUGCUGCCAUUGCUUUAUGGAUGUUAGGUGCUACAGCCGAAAGACAUGUUAUUUGGGUUGGUCCAGCUUCUUCUGGUCUUGCCUUCGGUUUCGGUAUGGUUUUGAUUUAUUAUUCAUUGAAUAACUACAUUAUCGAUUGUUAUGCUCAAUUUGCUUCAAGUGCCUUGGCUACCAAGGUUUUCUUAAGAUCUGCUGGUGGUGCUGCAUUCCCAUUAUUCACUAACCAAAUGUACCAUAACUUAGGGUUACACUGGGCCUCUUGGUUACUAGCAUUCAUUUCCACUGCUAUGGUUGCUAUUCCAUUUGCUUUCUACUACUAUGGUAAGACAUUGAGAGGUAAGUUAUCUAAGAAAGAUUACUCAUUGGAUGCAUUAGAAGAAUAG